UUUUGUUUCGCACGUUAGGUAUGAGGUUUAGAAGACGGGUCCAAGCAGCAAACAUGGCGGGCAGCUGCCGCUUGUUUACACAAGAAACAUGGAAAAACUGGGACAAAUCUGGCAAGGGAGAAGUGGUCCAGAUGAUAAAGCAGCUGAUCAAAGAUAAUCCAGAUAAUCCAGGAUUAUCCAAACCUAACCAAGUCAAAGACCUCUCUCGUGCUCUCUACGAACUCCUUUCUGCAAUCUUGAAAGGCCAACUUCGAAGAGAUUAUGCACGACCUCUUCUCACAGAUAUGAUUAAUUGGCAUCCAGAUAUGGCCUCACAGCUGGUGGAAGUAUCAACACUGCUGGAUCUGGAGACGUCUACCAUUGAUCGACUCAACAAAAAUCGUGACCAGUUUUUGGCACUGCUCAAGUCCCUUGAUGCAGAUAAACUGAUGAAGGAAAGAUUAGAAAUUGAAACUUUAGGAGAAGGAGGCAUUGUUAAGAAUAAGAAAAAUUUUCACACAAAGCAGAUUAAAGUCAAGACCAAAUUAUUUUAUAAACAACAGAAAUUUAACCUAUUACGUGAAGAGACUGAAGGCUACGCCAAGCUUAUAACUGAACUCAAUCAAGACAUAAGCAGCAGAGUAACACCGAGCUCCAUCAUUGAAGUUAUACGUAGCCUUAUUGGUGGUUUUAAUUUGGAUCCAAAUCGAGUGUUGGAUCUUAUAUUGGAAUCAUUAGAAUGCCGUCCAGAGCAACACCAGUUUUAUACCGGUCUGCUGAAUCUAUACCCCUGUGAGUCGGCCACCAUUAGUGAGCUGCUUGGGUUCAAGCUCAACACCUACUCAAGCAGUGGAAAGGAUGCAAAAGGAAUCUAUACGACAAUUGCCCUACUUAUACAGGCUGAUAUUUUAAAACUUUCAGAUAUUUAUAUAUGGUUAACACCAGAGGAUUCAGUAAUGAUUGAAGACUACCAGAAGGAGGAAAAUGAGGCAAGGGAAAUUGCCCACAAAGUAAAUAUAGUUUCCACUAAAGACAAGGAUAGAGAAAAAGAAAAGGAAAAAGAAAGAGAAGAUGAAGAAAAAGAAAAAGAUGAACAUAGGCACUUUGAAAGAUACAGCACUAACCAAAAGAUUCAACUCUGCGUUGCUCUGUUAAAGGUUGGUGCGUGGGAACACUUCGUGGAACUCUCAAGACGCUUCCCAGAUUAUUACCUCGUAUCUAUUCAUCCUGUUAGUCAAGCCCUUUGCCAGUUGAUACAUGCUACUAUUGAACCAAUUUACAGAAAGGUGUGCACUCUACCUAGUCGACUCAAAGGGACGGUUGUUGAACUACUCAAUAACCCACUGGCUCCUCGGCCAGCAUAUAACUUCAAUGAUGUGUGUACAACAAUAUUUCCGAUGCUAAGCACUUUGGGGCCACAUCUGUACAUCGACCCUGGCCUAAUGUACAAGGUUCUCCGUGUAGCCCGAGUGGCACUAAAACAGGUUAAAGUUGGAGCUGAUGGAGUUCGCAACACAUUCUAUUAUGAGUUCCUUGAUGUUUUGGAUGAAGCUCUUCUUCCAUCGCUCUCCAUGCUGGACUCCAACCCGUGCCUCGCUGAAGAAAUUUGGGACACCCUAAAGAUGUACCCCUAUCAGCAUAGAUACAAGCUUUAUGGGCGGUGGAAAAAUGAGUCGAGUAAUCAGCAUCCCAUGCUUGUGAAGCAUCACGCUAGACUCCUCAAGAAGGCCAAAUUUAUUAUGAUGCGAAUCACGAAGGAGACCAUAAAACCUGUGAGUCGGGGAAUUGGCAAACUCACUCACAACAAUCCAGGACCAGUUUUUAAUUAUAUUUUGAUACAAGUUCAGCUAUAUGAUAACCUCAUUACUCCAGUUGUGGACAGUUUCAAGUACCUAACAUCUCUCUCGUAUGACGUUCUGGGCUACUGCAUUGUCGAAAUCCUCUCUGAAAAUAAGGACAGAAUAGCUAUUGAUGCAACAAACAUAUCUUCAUGGUUACAGUCACUAGCAAGUUUCUGUGGGUUUGUAUACAAGAAGUAUAUCAUAGAUUUGGGUGGAAUUCUUCAGUUUGUUGCAAAUCAACUGAAGGCUGAAAAAUCUAUUGACCUGCUUAUCCUGCGGGAAAUUGUUCAGAAAAUGGGUGGUACGGAUACCCUUGAGGAUUUAACGCCAGAACAGCUGGAUGCUAUGUGUGGAGGGGAGUUGCUGCGCCGGGAGGCGGGUCAGUAUCAACAGGAAAGAAACACAAAGAGGUCUUCCAUUCGUCUCAAGGAAGCUCUCUUGGAGAACAAAUUAGCAAUUCCUUUGUUGUUGCUCAUGGCUCAACAGCGCUCAUCUGUAGUAUACAAUCAGACCGAGUCUCCUCAUCUCAAGCUGGUUGGGAAGCUUUAUGACCAGUGUCAAGACACAAUGGUGCAAUUUGGUUCAUAUCUCUUUCAAGUAGUGACAAUCGAAGAGCUUAGUGAUCGCUUGCCUAGCAUUGGUACUCUUCUGUCAGACUGCCACAUUAAUGCAGAUGUUGCAUUCUUCCUUGCACGUCCACUGUUUAUACACAUGCUAAAUUCAAAAUACGACGAGCUGAGACGUCAGGACAAGGGAGAGAAGAAGUUAACACUGGAGCAAAAGAAGCUGCGUUACAUUGAAGCUUGUAAUGAUGUGUUUGUGCCGAUUGUUUCCAGCAUCAGACCUCACUUCAGCAUUAAAGUGUGGGAGGAUAUGGAUCCUUCAUUCUUCCUCACUUUUUGGACCCUAACAAUGUCUGAUCUGGAAGUGCCUGUACACAUGUAUGAAAAGGAAAUCAAGAAAAUUGAUCCAAAUGCAUCGGCAAAUAAGAGGAAGAAGGAAGCGGAUCGCUUACUAGCAUUAAAGGAAAAACUCCAGGAGGAGGAAAAACGGCAGAAAGAGCACGUUGAUCGUGUUCACGCUAGAUUACAGCAGGAAAAGGACCGUUGGUUCAUGCUGCGUGCUGCACGGUCUCCCAAGAAUGACACAGUUACAGCUUUUCUUCAGCUUUGUCUAUUUCCACGGUGCACCUUCACAGCUCUAGAUGCUAUAUACUGUGCUAAGUUUGUGAAGAUGCUGCAUAACCUCAAAACUCCAAACUUUUCUACGCUCAUUUGCUAUGAUCGCAUGUAUUGUGACAUAACCUACACAGUAGCCUCAUGCACAGAACAGGAGGCAAGCAGAUAUGCAAGAUUCCUGCUGGGGACCUUGGAGACAGUGAUGCAUUGGCAUGCAUCACAAACUAACUAUGAGAGAGAGUGUGCCAACUACCCAGGGUUUGUCACUAAAUAUCGUGUCUCCAGGCAGGAAGCAAAUGAUUAUGUAGACUAUGAAAACUACCGCCAUGUCGUUCAUAAGUGGCACUAUAAAAUAACAAAGGCUCUGGUGACAUGCUUGGAGAGUAGGGACUACAUUCAGAUACGCAACGCAAUCCUUAUUCUACAAGGGAUUAUUCAGCGGUUUCCUGCCAUUAGCAACCUUGCUGCAGUCAUAGAGAAAAGAAUAGAAAAGGUUAAAAUGGAAGAGCGUAGCCAUCGAAACGAUCUUUAUGUUCUAGCUAAUAGCUACUCGGGCCGACUAAAAUCCAUCAAACCCAACAUCAUGCCUGAGACAGAGUUCCACAUUGUCCCUAAACGUCCUCAGGCAGCAAAGGUUGUUAAUGGAACACCAGAGAACACCAAUACCCCUUCAGGAGGUGAAGCAAAACCAAGUGGAGAGUCGAUAGAAAAUAAGAUUGGGAAGAUGAUAGUCGCUGACUCUACUAAUGGGGAUGUGGAGCUCAAGGAUGAGAAAGACGACAAGGAGGCCAAGAAGGCAGAGGUAUCCAGCAAAUCUUCUAAGGAUAAAAAAGAAACUAUAGAGAAAAAAGGUAAUGAUGAUGUAGAAAUUAAAAAGGAGGACAAGGAGAAGAAAGAAAAAGAGAAAGACAGAGACAAGAAGGAGGACCGGGAGGAGAAAUCGAGGAAGAGAUCUAAGGAGUCUAAAAGAUCAAAGUAUGAGGAUGAGGACUUUGGGGAGCCAGAAAGAGAUGAGCGAACUUCAGGGGGCAAUGCAGAACGGGAACGGGAGAGCAGUGUCACGUCCAACACGUCAUCAACCUCAACGAAGAUGGAGCCACCUGAAGUUUCUCCAAGAGGGUCAAAGCGACGCAAGACUGAACAUAGCUCCAAGAGUCGUAACAAAGAUGAAGGCACACGCAGGGAGCACAAGCACAAGGAACGAUCAAAAUCACAGGAACCAGAUUCUGACGGGCCUACCAAAGAAAGCAAAAAAGAAAAGAAAGAAAGAAAAAGGGAUCGUUCUUCAGACGAAGCAGCAGAUGGUGAUUUGAAACGAAAAAAGGGUAAUGAUGAGAGAUUAAAGUCCAAUGGGCGGUCUGAUGAUGAUCACAAACACAGACACCAGCAGCAUCGGCGAGUAUCCGGCCGUAGAUGUUCCAGGCAUCUCAAGGCUGAUAGUGAAGAGUAUCAUGAUCGAUACAUGAAUGAAAGUCGUGGGAAAGACCAUCGAGAGUGCGAUUAUGAGCGUGAAUAUGAACGGGAUUAUGAAAAGCAUCCUUCAAGUAGACACAAGCGUAAGAAUUAACCACUCAUGAUGAAGCAUCGGAAUACUGAUAUUUUUUUUAUUUUUUUUUUUUAUUUUUUUUUGCCAGAUUUUUGUUGUCUAUUAUAAAAUGUUUCUAUGAUCUGUUUAGUGUCUGUUCUCUAUUUUUAUGUAUUAAAAAUAAAUAAACUUAAUUAUGUUGUGGCCUUGAUUGAAGCGCCUCGUGAAUAUAAAAUUAAAACAUACGAGAAUCUUAUGUUCAGUAUCUUUUUCUCCUGGCAACAUGUCUAUUGUUUAAUUUUGUAUAAUUUGAUUCAUCUGUCUCCCAUCUGGCACCUGGAAGGUCACUCUUACAAGGGACUUUGCAAGGCACUGUAUAAGACAGUUUUUUAUUUCAUUUGAUACAUUAACCAGAAUAGUUCACUCUGAGAAUCAGUAUGUUUGAUGAGUGUGCACAUCAAACACAGGCAUCUGUAUACAAUUCACACAUACUUUCUUAGAUGUAUACCUAUGUGCAUAUGUUACUUUUUUUUUUUACCAAAAUGAUUUUGUUGUUGAAGUACAGUACAGUGCAUUAGUAAUUAACCAGUAUCCUGCAUAUUAAAACUGUAUGUUAUACAGUUUUAACAAUAGAGUAUAUACAAUGCAUAUACUGUCUUGUUAAAGGAAUGUUCAAGGUACACACAGUUUAUAGCUGGUAUGUAGACAAUUUGUGUAGUUCAGUUCAUAGGUGAAAAUGUUAAUUCCAUUUACACCAGAUCUACAUUGAGUGUUGGGACACCAUGUGUGUGUACACCUGUGUGUGCACGUUGUGCGUAUGUGCAUGUUUUAUGUGUGCAUGUUGUGCUUGUUUGUGCAUGUUUUAUAUGUGUGCAUGUUGUGUAUGUGUGCAUGUUGUGUGUGUGUGCGCGUGUGGGCAUGUUAUGCCUGUGUGUGUUUCAGUGCAUAUAUGGCAUAGGUUUAGAUAUUAAGUUCACAGAUGCCGUGUGUGUUUAUUUUCAGACUGUAAGUGUUUUGCUUAGGGGUAUUUAUACCACUCACAUGUUCAGGUUUUUACCCAAUAUGCAGGUUGUGUACUCCCUCCACAUACACUGUGUGUGUGUGUGUGUGUGCUCUACAUACAUGUUACAUUUUAUGUGUAUGGCUUGAAUAUGGGCAUUCAAGCCCUUCACUAAAUGCCCAUAAAGCUUGUGUAAAGAUGACAAGUAGGGGUUCUGUGGUCAAAUAAUAAAUAAUUCACAAGGCAGUAGAGUUAGAACCUGUGCUUUUGUGCUAUAAUAAGAACCUCUUCAACCUCUUCGGGUAAACUUAUCAAUAACUUUUGACCUCCUCAUAUCCAAUUUGUGGUUAUACGAUUAAUUUCCAAUUAAGAUUGGAACGAUACUAAGAAUAUACUAAGAAUACCGUGUCUACUUUCAACACUUAUUAUGUCAGUAACUUACCCUCCCACUGAUCAUGUCAGUGGUUACCAGUCAAUUUUUAUAUACCUCUUUUUGACCUAGUUUUGUGACUGUUAGGUAGGACCCUUAUUGCAGGGGUAGAAGCUCUGGUUCCAGUUUUCUUUGUUUGCUAGUGAGACGGGUAUCGUAUGUUACUCAUUUGAUGUGUGGUUCACAUAUACAAUGAUGCAUGUUCAGCCCAAAUUCUGAGUAUUGUCAUCAAGCCACAUGUGUAGAUGUUCAUGUAUGCCAUGAGUGUGGUGUUCACUCCAUGUACACCAUAUGUGAUUAUUCAGUGUAAAUACUGUACACAGUGUGUGUGUGUGUGGAUGUUUAGUAUAUAUACAUUACAUGUGAGGCUGCUGUUGAUUACAUACACACCAUGUGUGAGGCUGAUGUUGAGUACAUACACACCACAUGUGAAGCUAAGUAGAGUACAUAUACACAUAUGUGGCUGAUGUUGAGUACAUAUACACCACAUGUGAAGCUAUGUUGAGUACAUAUACACAUAUGAGGCUGAUGUUGAAUACAUAUAAACCACAUGUGAGGCUGAUGUUGAGUACAGCCUCAUAAACACCAUAUGUGAGGCUGCUCAUUCAGCAUACAUCAUAGGUGCUUGCAUUCAGUCUUCAUAAGUCAUGACAUGACAGCCAAGUUUAUGUACUUCAUGUGGAUGGAUGUUUGAUAUAAAUACAAUGUGUAUGUAUGUGUAAAUGAUGAGUCUUUAUAUAUCAUGUUUGUGGCUCAUUCCCACUAUUCACCACAUACGCAAAUGUUUAAUAAAUUUAUAUAUCAUGUGUUUUAAGUGAGGGUGUAUCAUGUGUGAUAUGUUUGAAUGUUUGGCUAAUUUGAAUGUGGGUGUUGUGCAUAUGCAGCGUGGGUGUUCAGAAUUCAAUAUAAAGACCUUGAUUUUUUUUUUGGUCAUCAGUGUACACACACACACACGCACACACACUUUCAUACAUUUUCUCUUUCGUUAAUUCUCUCUUUCUUUCAGUCUUAUUCUAAUUCUCUUUCUCCUUCUUUUGUCGUCCUCCCUCAUCAUUCAUUCACUCACUCAUUGUGUGAAUUGGAAUGUGUGGUUGGUUUAUGUACUGAGUGAGUGGUGCCUAUAUUCCCAUAAAUGUGGAUGUCCUCCAUUAAACAUGUUGUCAUCCACAUGCAGCAUAUGUGAGGGCUUUGUCCAUAUCCACCGCAAGUGCUGAUGUUUUCUGCACGAGCCCAUGUUUGGUUAUUGAGUUCAGCUACACGAGGGGGUUUUUAGUCUGGGCGAAUGCGUACCUUUGAUGCUUUCUGUAUUUUUUAUUUGUAUCAAGGUUGUUCUAGUAUGUACAUGUUUGAGGUCACUAAAGCAACUUUGAAAUGUAUAAAUACUAGGGAGAGCACCAAGAGUAUGAAGUAGUCCAGGUUGAGAGCCUGUUUUAUACAUCACGUGCAGAAGUGCUCAGCCCACAUACCUUAAGUGUGAAAAUGUUUUCAUUUAAAGAAACUCGUCUUAACUUUAGUUCUUGUACUGUGAGAAUCAGCGCAUCAUGUAGGGCACUUCCUAAUGCCAUCAGUAACAUAGCUCAUAGUUUUACAUUGUGGUACAAAUUAUUGUAAAUAAUAAUAAUUAAUGUUUUCUAGACAUUUUCCUGUCUCCAGAUUAAUAGUUCUCCAGUAAGGAGUACUUUAGAAAGGUGAAAUUGUUUGUCUUUAAUAUUAUAAAAAAGUAUUUUAUAAAGGCUGAUUUCAUUUGUAUUUUCUUUUUAAUUGUAUGAUUUAUAUCAAAUAUGAUCCUUAAAUAUAAUGUAAAUUGUACAUUUUAAAAAUUAUGAUUAUUAAAAUGAGUUUUAAAUUUGUUUAAAAAGUCCAGAUUUACUGUACUCAACCCAAGCUGCAAGCUCAGGAUUUUGCUCAUCAAUUUUGAGUUAACUAUUAAUAUAUUGGUACUUAAUUCCAUAAAAAAACAUUUUCAAAUGAAAGUGAGUUUUUUUUCUCAAACUGUGUCAUCUUGUCUAAACAUCACUUAAUAUCACCUAAGAAAGUAUAGGAAUUUUAUUAAAUUUCAAAGGAUUACAUUUGCAAUAAUUUAAAAUUUAUAUAUCCAGAAAAUAUUUUAUAUUUUAAUAUAACAGUCUUGAAAAUAAUCAGUCCUAGAUCUCACUAAUGAGAUUAUAUUUUAUAUAUAAAAGUGCAAUCAACAAUUAUUUACGUUUUGGAUCAGCAUUUCCGGUUUUCUGUUUAAUGUAUAUAUAGUGAAGUUGAGCUGUGCAGUCACCAUUAUGUAUAGUGGAAUGGAGUUAUGCAGUCACCAUCAUGUAUAGUGAAGUUGAGCUGUGCAGUCACCAUUAUAUAUAGUGGAGUCAAGUUGUGCAGUCACCAUUAUAUAUAUAUAUAUAUUGUGGACUUGAGCUGUGCAGUCACCAUUAUAUAUAGUGGAGUUGAACUGUGCAGUCACCAUUAUAUACAGUUCUGCAUUUAAAUGGUGCAUAGUCAACAUUGUGUACUGAAGUUGGACCUUGCACAGUCAGUAUUAUGUAUACUGAAUAUAAACAUUGCAGUCAACAUUUUAUACAACCAGUUUGCGACAUGUAAUCUGUAAGGUAAAAUGGGAUUAAACAACUAUUUUAUUUUA
Procambarus clarkii (red swamp crayfish) is the source of this 8579-nucleotide messenger RNA. Lineage: Eukaryota; Metazoa; Arthropoda; Malacostraca; Decapoda; Cambaridae. The record is from RefSeq and is a predicted model, not a curated record.